AUGGUAAAUGGGAAUCGAGCGGAAAUAAUUAAAAAAUUAAAAUUACUGACAUUUUUAUCAGCUGAAGAAAUAGACCUCAUAUGCGAAAUAGUGGUCACACUAAAAGAGCCAAAUGUGCAACUAAUUGAGCGUAUAGUCCAUCGCUUAGGUGCAGCAACGUGUCAAAACAUAUUGACAGAAACGAUUAAUACGCUGGCGGAUGGCGGUUUGAGAAAGCCUGAUGGGUUUAAACGCACAUCUGGCGGAGUUUUUAUAGCAUUGGUAAAGAAACGGAUUGACAACGAUACCGUGGAUUUCAUUUGGAGGGAGCAGAAGGAUAGGCAGAAGGAAUACAAAAGGAUCAAGCGACGCUCCAUAGCUAAAAAAGCUGCAAAUAAAUAA
Molecule: messenger RNA, 381 nt
Organism: Babesia microti strain RI
Lineage: Eukaryota; Apicomplexa; Aconoidasida; Piroplasmida; Babesiidae
Exons: 3
Coding region: 1-381 (126 amino acids)
Biological process (GO): snRNA export from nucleus
Source: RefSeq, a predicted model, not a curated record